GGGCGCGCGGAGGGAGGGCACGCCGAGGGAGGGCACACCGGCAGCAGGUGGGCGGGGUGCUGGCCGGCCGCGGCGGGCUGGGGGCUGCCGGGCUGCGCUCGGGCUGAGCGCGGCCGGCCGUGCGUCGCGCCAUGGACUUCAACAUGAAGAAGCUGGCGUCGGACGCGGGCAUCUUCUUCACCCGGGCGGUGCAGUUCACAGAGGAGAAAUUCGGCCAGGCUGAGAAGACUGAGCUGGAUGCACACUUUGAAAACCUUCUCGCCCGGGCAGACAGCACCAAGAACUGGACAGAGAAAAUCCUGCGGCAGACAGAGGUGCUGCUGCAACCCAACCCCAGUGCCCGAGUAGAGGAGUUCCUGUAUGAGAAGCUGGACAGGAAGGUGCCCUCGCGGGUCACCAACGGGGAGUUGCUGGCACAGUACAUGGCAGAGGCGGCCAGUGAGCUGGGACCCACCACUCCCUAUGGGAAGACACUAAUCAAGGUGGCAGAAGCUGAAAAGCGCCUGGGAGCCGCAGAGAGGGAUUUUAUCCACACAGCCUCCAUUAACUUCCUCACGCCUCUGCGCAACUUCCUGGAAGGGGACUGGAAGACCAUUUCGAAGGAGAGACGUCUCCUACAAAACCGGCGUCUUGACUUGGAUGCCUGCAAAGCACGGCUGAAGAAGGCCAAGGCUGCGGAAGCCAAAGCCACGUGUGAGGGAGAUACGGUGCCUGACUUUCAGGAGACUAGACCACGUAAUUACAUUCUCUCGGCCAGCGCCUCCGCGCUCUGGAAUGAUGAGGUGGACAAGGCCGAGCAGGAGCUCCGAGUGGCCCAGACGGAGUUUGACCGGCAGGCAGAAGUGACCCGACUCCUGCUGGAGGGAAUCAGCAGCACUCACGUGAACCACCUUCGCUGCCUCCAUGAGUUUGUGGAGUCCCAGACAACUUACUACGCGCAGUGCUACCGCCACAUGCUGGACUUACAGAAACAGCUGGGCAGCUCCCAGGGAGCCAUAUUCCCAGGCACCUUCGUGGGCACCACAGAGCCCGCCUCCCCGCCCCUCAGCAGCACCUCGCCCACCACCACCGCGGCCACUAUGCCCGUGGGCCCCUCUGUGGCUGGCCUGGCCCCUCCAGGAGAGGCCGCUCUCUGCCUGGAGGAGGUGACCCCCCCCGCCAGCGGGACCCGGAAGGCCCGGGUGCUCUACGACUAUGAGGCGGCCGACAGCAGCGAGCUGGCCCUGCUGGCUGACGAGCUCAUCACUGUUUACAGCCUGCCUGGCAUGGACCCUGACUGGCUCAUCGGCGAGAGAGGCAACAAGAAGGGCAAGGUCCCGGUCACCUACUUGGAACUGCUCAGCUAAGCAGGCCCCCUCCAGGCCCCUGCCCCCUCUGACCUGGGCGGGAGAGGACGGGGGGGGGGGGGGGUCGGCAGCCCUGCCACUUGUCUGUUGGUGACUCAGCUGCUCAGGGUGGGGCGACUAGCCCCAUUCUGUCCGUGCCCCCGGUCAUCCGGCUGUGCGGGGGCCCCUCCCCUAGCCCCGCUUCUGGAGCCCCCCACCCUGCCUGCAUCCCCUGAGCACCCCCGCUCCCCAACCCUCCCAGCUCCUGCUGAGGGGGGUGGGGCUGGCCGCGGUGCCGCCCUAGGCACCCCAGCCCCCCUGGGAAGCCUGGGGUGCACCCUUGGCCAGAGAGCACCUGCCUUUCGGUUGCCAAAAGCAGCAAGGUGGGGGAGGCAGGCAGGUGUGCGGCAGCCCGGGGCCUGGAUGCCAGCCCCUCCGGAGGGACCGGGGCGGAGGGACUGGGUGCUGCCCUCCCCCUCCCACGUGGGACAGCUCACGCCAAGUUCCAUGGCUCAGCCUGCACCUCUCCACGCUCACUUUUUAAACUGAUCUUUUUACUCUGCCUGUCUGUUUGCUCUCCAGCCAGUGACAAAUAAUAAACCAGCCUUCAC
This is a messenger RNA of Zalophus californianus (California sea lion), 1936 nucleotides long. RefSeq names its product SH3 domain containing GRB2 like, endophilin B2 (gene SH3GLB2). Gene Ontology annotation, biological process: membrane organization. Lineage: Eukaryota; Metazoa; Chordata; Mammalia; Carnivora; Otariidae. The coding region runs from base 132 to 1346 and encodes 404 amino acids. Gene Ontology annotation, cellular component: cytoplasm; membrane. Gene Ontology annotation, molecular function: protein binding. The record is from RefSeq and is a predicted model, not a curated record. The transcript is spliced from 13 exons.